GAUGAACAAGGAUCAGCUGAAGGAACUCCUGGAAGGUUUAACUACGUCUUUCGCCCAAGUCGCAACCACCAUUGCAAACUCCAAAAAGGACCCCGAAGAUAAGAGGGAAUUGACUCAUGAGCAGCUGAAGGAGUGGAAUGACGACGACGACCAAGAAGGAAGCUUUUAUCACGCUUUCCUGGAAUUCUUCGAUACGCCAGAGAAACGCCAUCGAGAUUUACCUGAUGCUUAUGUUAUCCGGAUGUUUUUAAGUGGCCUGCGUGGUAAAACCCCAACGUUCGUCGCCGUGUCGGAACCAGAAACGCUGGAAGAAGCCAUCAUCAGUGCGCGAAGGGUCGAGGCUGGCGAAUAUUAUAGUAAGCAGACCCAGGAAAAAGGUCACCAAAAGAAGCUGGAGGAGGAAUUAGGCAACCUAUCCCAGAAAAUUGAGCAGAUAGCCUUGAACUACGCCGCCCUUAGCGAGAAACGUUCUAGAGAGCCUCGUGGAGAAAGUAAUUGGAAGAAUGAUAAAGGCCAGGAGAAACGCCGCGAAUUUAGGAAGGGAAUGACGUGCUAUAACUGUGGCGAGGUUGGUCAUAUAGCCCGUUAUUGUUUGUCAGAAAAGAGCCCUAGAAUCCACGAAGACCAGCAGAAGAAAGUUAGUAACUACGUUGGAAAACUGGCGUCCCAUGAUAAUGACGAAGGCUGGGAAGAGGACGAAGUUUACACCCUAAACGAAAAUAGAUACCAACCGUACGAAGGAAAUAGAGGAAAGACGCCGCAAGCCCAAUCCGAAUCCCAGUGGGAAAUUGAAGAAGUGCCCGCCCAAAAAGAAGAGGAGGAAACCGAACCUACCCUGAAAGAACGAUUGGAAAAGUUCGCACAAGCAGACACGUUAAGCGGUGAAGAAAGAGAGGAGGCCCGCACUUUCAUUGAGAAAGAAAGCUGCUUGCUCACAAUAGGCCUCGACAAAUUAGGAACGACCAGCCUUGUAACUCACCAUAUAGAUACCGGCGACGCUAAGCCCAUCAAACAACAUUUUUAUAGGACGUCCCCAGACGAGCAGGAAUUCUUGGAUGAGGAGUUGGAGUCGUUGGAAAAACAAGGAUGA
Messenger RNA from Racocetra persica, 1090 nucleotides. Lineage: Eukaryota; Fungi; Glomeromycota; Glomeromycetes; Diversisporales; Gigasporaceae. The record is from the annotation of a GenBank genome assembly.